This is a messenger RNA of Pleuronectes platessa (European plaice), 3147 nucleotides long. RefSeq names its product multiple EGF-like-domains 11 (gene megf11). NCBI's taxonomy places the organism in Eukaryota, Metazoa, Chordata, Actinopteri, Pleuronectiformes, Pleuronectidae. The transcript is spliced from 22 exons. Gene Ontology annotation, molecular function: protein binding; scavenger receptor activity. The coding region runs from base 16 to 3147 and encodes 1043 amino acids. The record is from RefSeq and is a predicted model, not a curated record.
CGGGGGGUGAGGACCAUGUAUAGACGCCGCUCACAGUGUUGCCCUGGUUACUUUGAGAGCGGAGACUUGUGUGUUCCACUGUGCACAGAGGAGUGUGUCCACAGGCGCUGCGUGUCUCCGGAUACAUGCCAGUGUGAGCCCGGAUGGGGCGGGCUGGACUGCUCCAGUGGUUGUGAGAACGACUACUGGGGACCUCAUUGCAGUAAUCGCUGCCAGUGCCAAAAUGGGGCUAAGUGUAACCCCAUCACAGGCGCCUGUGUCUGCACCGAUGGGUACCAGGGAUGGCGUUGUGAGGAGCCCUGUGAGCACGGAUACUAUGGCAAGUUGUGCCAACUUCCCUGCCAGUGUCUCAACGGUGCCACCUGCAACCAUGAGACAGGAGAGUGCAUCUGUGCACCGGGGUACUCGGGGGCUUUCUGUGGAGAGCGCUGCCCCUCCGGGAGUCACGGGCCUCAGUGUGAGCAGCGCUGCCCCUGUCAGAAUGGAGGAACCUGCCACCACAUCACCGGAGACUGUUCCUGCCGGACCGGGUGGACGGGUUCAGUUUGUGCCCAGCCGUGCCCUCUUGGCAAGUACGGCAGCAACUGCAGCAAAGACUGCUCGUGCCGGAACGGUGGAGUAUGCGACCACAUCACGGGGCAGUGCCAGUGUGCAGCGGGCUUCAGUGGGCGCAGGUGUCAGGAUGACUGUCCUGUGGGCACCUUCGGGCCUCAGUGUAACCAGAGGUGUGAGUGUCAGAACGGAGCCAAGUGUCACCAUAUCAACGGAGCCUGUCUAUGUGAAACUGGAUUCAAAGGGCCUAAUUGCCAGGAGAGAUUCUGUCCCCCGGGCCUCUACGGCCUCAUCUGUGACAAGUACUGCCCCUGCAAUUCCACCAACACUGUGAGCUGCCACCCACUUUCUGGUGAAUGCAGCUGCUCAGCAGGAUGGACCGGGCUUUACUGUAAUGAGACCUGCCCGCCUGGAUACUUCGGCGAGGGAUGCAUGCUGCCAUGCAGCUGCACCAACGGAGCCGACUGCCACACGGUCACAGGUGCCUGUAUAUGUGCCCCUGGCUUCAUGGGUGAGGACUGUGCCACAGUGUGUCCCCCUGGUCUUUAUGGACCGAGCUGCAUGUCCACCUGCUCCUGCCAUAAUCAUGCAUCCUGCUCUCCUGUCGAUGGCUCCUGCGUCUGCAGAGAAGGAUGGCAGGGAGUGGACUGCUCCAUCCUCUGCUCCAGCGGCACUUGGGGUCUGGGCUGUAAUCAAACAUGCUUGUGUGGCAACGGGGCAGCGUGUGACCCUAUGGAUGGCAUCUGCACAUGUUCUCCAGGGUGGAGAGGAGAGCACUGCCACGAGUCCUGUCCUGAUGGCACCUAUGGUCUGGAGUGUCGUGAGCGCUGUGACUGUACCCACGCUGACGGCUGUGACCCAGUGAGUGGCUACUGCCGCUGCUACCCCGGCUGGACAGGAAUCCACUGUGAUAAUGUGUGCCCACAAGGCUUCUGGGGACCCAACUGUUCAGUCACCUGCUCCUGUCAGAACGGAGGCUCCUGCUCUCCAGAGGACGGCGCGUGUGUGUGUGCACCUGGAUACAGAGGGACCUCCUGCAAACGAAUCUGCUCUCCGGGCUUCUACGGGCACCGCUGCAGCCAGUCGUGUCCGCAGUGCGUCCACAGCACCGGGCCCUGCCAUCACAUCACGGGCCACUGUGAGUGCCUGUCCGGCUUCUCCGGCUCUCUGUGCAACCAAGUGUGUGCGAGCGGCAGGUAUGGGAGGGCCUGCGCCGAGAUCUGCCUCUGCACCAACAACGGCACCUGCAACCCCAUCGAUGGCUCCUGUCAAUGCUUCCCCGGCUGGAUAGGAGAGGAUUGUUCUCAGGCCUGUCCCUCUGGGCACUGGGGCCCUGAUUGUCUCAACUCAUGUAAUUGCCACAACAGCGCCCAGUGCAGUGCCUACGACGGGGAGUGCAGGUGCAGCCCCGGCUGGACCGGACUCUACUGUACCCAGCGCUGUCCUUCAGGAUUCUACGGCAGGGACUGCUCUGAGGUCUGCCGCUGCCAGAAUGGCGCGGACUGUGACCACAUCACUGGCCAGUGCGCUUGCCGAACAGGUUUCAUCGGGACGAGCUGUGAGCAGAAGUGUCCUGCUGGCACAUUUGGAUAUGGUUGCCAGCAGCUGUGUGAGUGCCUGAACAAUGCUACCUGUGACUAUGUGACUGGAACGUGCUACUGCAGCGCCGGAUAUAAAGGCAUCCGUUGUGAUCAAGCAGCUCUGAUGAUGGAGGAGCUGAACCCGUAUACCAAAAUUAGCCCUGCGCGAGGCUCGGAGCGCCAUUCGGCGGGGGCCGUCAUGGGCAUCAUCUUCCUCCUCCUCAUCAUCAUGGCCAUGCUCAGUCUGUUUGUGUGGUACAGACAGAGGCAGAGGGACAAAGGUCACGAGAUCCAGCCCAGCGUGUCGUACACACAGGCUAUGCACAUCACCAGCACUGACUAUUCCCUAUCCGAGUGUGGCAGCACUGUAGCAAUGAGGACCAGUGCUGCAGAAGUCAAUCCGAGCCAGAGCAGCGGCAGCGGCAGUGGCCAGUGCUUCGCCAACCCCAGCUAUCACACUGUGGCCCAGUGUAACGUUGUGUCAACCAUUUCCAACAACCUGGAUGGUACCCUGAUCCUCAAAUCAAGCACCCUGAAAAGCAGAAACGGCUCCGAGUGGAGAGCCUACUGCAACCUGAACGACCUAGAUGUUCAACAGGGGGAGACACAGACACAGAGAGGGUCGAGAAAAGAUUACAUCAAGGGCUCCAUGUGCAGCAACAGCUCCUGCUCCCUGAACAGUGAGAAUCCAUACGCCACCAUUAGAGACCCACCAGGGCUCGCUUGCAAGCACACAGAGAGCAGCUAUGUGGAGAUGAAGUCCCCCUCCCACCGUGAAGUGCCCUUUGGAGGCACUGCCACCCUCCUGGGCAGUGCGAGCAGGAACGUCUAUGAUGUUGAGCCAACCGUGAGCGUCCUGCAGGGACCCAAUGGAAUGGCGACCGGCUUCUCCCAGAGCCCCUACGACCUUCCCCGCGGCAGCCACAUCCCAAGCCACUACGACAUCCUGCCCAUGCGUCACAGCCCGACACACACACCUCCUCCAGCCCCAGAGAGCCCCAGCUCCCUGCUGUAG